AUGGUGAAGCUGUUCAUCGGGAACCUGCCGCGGGAGGCGACGGAGCAGGAGAUCCGCUCCCUCUUCGAGCAGUACGGGAAGGUGCUGGAGUGCGACAUCAUCAAGAACUACGGCUUCGUCCACAUCGAGGACAAGACGGCGGCCGAGGACGCCAUCCGCAACCUGCACCACCACAAGCUGCACGGCGUCUGCAUCAACGUGGAGGCCAGCAAGAACAAGAGCAAGGCCUCCACCAAACUGCACGUCGGCAACAUCAGCCCCGCCUGCACCAACCUGGAGCUGCGGGCCAAGUUCGAGGAGUACGGCCCCGUCAUCGAGUGCGACAUCGUCAAGGAUUAUGCCUUCGUUCACAUGGAGCGGGCGGAGGACGCGGUGGAGGCCAUCCGUGGGCUGGAUAACACCGAAUUCCAAGGCAAGCGGAUGCGCGUGCAGUUGUCCACCAGCCGGCUCCGGACGGCGCCCGGGAUGGGAGACAAGAGCGGCUGCUACCGCUGCGGGAAGGAAGGGCACUGGUCUAAAGAGUGCCCGGUAGAUCGCCCGGGGCAAGUGGCGGACUUUGCCGAGGCCUAUAACGAGCAGUACGGAGCCGUGCGCACUCCCUACACCGCGGGCUAUGGGGAGACCGUGUAUUACGAUGAGGCGUACGGCGGGAUGGCCGACUACUACAAGCGCUACCGCGUCCGCUCCUACGCCACGGCCUCUGCGUACGACGCCUACGCGGAGCAGACCAUGGCCCAGUACUCCCAGUACGCCCAGUACUCCCAGGUCCAGUCCUCGGCCAUGGCCGCCACCACAGCCAUGGCCAGUCGCAUCCCCACCACCCUAGACGCGUACGAUAGAGCUCUGCUGCCGACCCCGGGCGCGGCGGCCGCCGUCGCCGCCGCCGCCACCGCCGCCGCGGCGGCCGCCUCCUCCACCUAUUACACCCGGGAUAGAAGCCCCCUGCGCCGCACGGCCGCCGCGGCCACCACCGUCGGAGAGGCGUACACGUACGAGCGUGGGCAGCUGUCGCCGGUCUCCUCGGUGGCCCGGGCCUCCCUCUACGACAUGCAGCGGUUCGAGCGGGACCCCUACGGGGAGCGGGCGCGGUACUCUGCCUUUUGAGCCGGAGGUGAGCGCCGAUGCCGGGCGGGCCGGCCCCGGCGCUGCCGACGAGGGAGCUCAGCUCCCACCCGGUGCCGCGGGGCGAGCGGCGUUCGCCGGGGACACUGGGUCGACGCCGGGCACCGCGGGGGCCGUCGGUUCCGUCCGGUGACGCCGGUGCCGGCGGGUAACGAGCCUUCCCCUGGCAGGAAGCGACGCCGCGGCGGACCACCGCGGACCACCGGGGACUUGCCGACGCCCCGGAUUCCCC
Molecule: messenger RNA, 1354 nt
Organism: Aquila chrysaetos chrysaetos
Lineage: Eukaryota; Metazoa; Chordata; Aves; Accipitriformes; Accipitridae
Product: RNA-binding protein 4B-like
Exons: 2
Coding region: 1-1104 (367 amino acids)
Biological process (GO): mRNA splicing, via spliceosome
Cellular component (GO): nuclear speck
Molecular function (GO): mRNA binding; zinc ion binding
Source: RefSeq, a predicted model, not a curated record